CUUUCACUGUUUCCUUGCAGGUUUGUCCCAUAUGCUCCAUAAAAGUUGUGAGCAACAUGUUAAGCCAUAUCACUCUGCAACAUGGACAUUUAUUCAAGAUAUCCUUUGAAAUGUUUUAUUGUGUAUUUAUUGUCUCCUUAGCAUUAAACAACAGUAAGUUGAUAUAGAAUAGCUAUAAAAUUGAGUAAUUAAGUGAUCAUGAUUAGGGGCAAUUUGGGUAUGGUCUCGCAUUGUUCAACAACAACCCAACGUCUAGCCCAAUCAAAUGUUUUAUUGAAUAAUUUCGGAGAUUGUUGUUCGCUAAAUGAAUUACCUGCAGAACCUUCAGAAAUCAUGGGGAGUAGUGGCACACCAAACGAGCAACAACUGCCUGGAGCAUGUAAUGUUGCUUUUAAUUCAUUGCCGACAAUACAUAUAAAUGAACAAAUAGCACCACAAGAGGUUAGAAGUAUGCAAAAUCAGCUACUGUUUUCGUCUGAUUCUGGUGGAAGAAUGCUUUUAAAAUCAUAUCCCAAGACAAUUGCUUGUGAGGAGUCAAUGGGGUUAUAUGCAAGUAAGGAUUUUCUUAUGUCGCAACAAACCUGUCAUCAGAGAAAAUAUUUUGCUCCUCACUGGUCCGUUGAAUCUGUUAAUGAGGCAUUAGAGAAAGGCAAUGUCUUUAAAGCGCUGUUUCGUGUGAAUGCUCACAACAGACUUGAGGCCUAUUGCAAAAUCAAUGGAGUUCAAACAGAUGUUCUCAUCAGUGGAAUUGCUGCUCAGAAUAGAGCUGUAAGUCUGGGGUUGCUUUUUCUAGUGAUGUUCUAAAUGAAGUGCUGUUGACUUCAAUUGUCUACGUACUUUUUGUACAUUGUGCAUUUAAUGGAUAUAAAGUGAUAGGAAGUUAACUCACUAAUCUUGAUUUGUUUGCUUUCUGUUCCUUCAUCAG
Molecule: messenger RNA, 925 nt
Organism: Camellia sinensis
Lineage: Eukaryota; Viridiplantae; Streptophyta; Magnoliopsida; Ericales; Theaceae
Source: RefSeq, a predicted model, not a curated record